Messenger RNA from Drosophila rhopaloa, 1746 nucleotides. Its product is annotated as esterase-5B-like. Bases 38 to 1675 code for a protein of 545 amino acids. The record is from RefSeq and is a predicted model, not a curated record. Lineage: Eukaryota; Metazoa; Arthropoda; Insecta; Diptera; Drosophilidae. The transcript has 2 exons.
AAGAUAGUUGCGGUCUGAGUUCAACGGAGUGAGCAACAUGAACUGCGUGCGAUUGUGCUUUGUGCUGAGCUGCCUGUGGCUCAGUUCGUCGGCGGCUGAUCCGGAUGAUCCCCUCUUAGUGGAGCUGCCCCAGGGCAAGCUUCGUGGCCGCGAUAAUGGAAACUACUACAGCUACGAAUCGAUUCCCUAUGCCGAACCCCCCAUCGGUGACCUGCGAUUUGAGGCACCGCAGGCGUACGCUCAAAAGUGGACGGAUACCUUCGAUGCUACUCAGCCGCCAGUGGUGUGCCUGCAGUGGGAUCAGUUCACCCAGGGGGAUAACAAGUUGGCCGGCGAGGAGGACUGCCUGACCGUCAGCAUCUACAGGCCCAAGAACAGCAGCCGGAAGAGCUUUCCCGUGGUGGCCCACAUCCACGGCGGUGCCUUCAUGUUCGGAGCAGCCGCGCAAAAUGGACACGAGAAUGUGAUGCGUGAGGGCAAGUUCAUACUGGUGAAGAUAAGCUAUCGCCUGGGUCCAUUGGGUUUUGCGAGCACUGGGGAUGCCGAUUUGCCCGGAAACUACGGACUGAAAGACCAACGUUUGGCUCUGCAAUGGAUCAAGCAGCACAUAGCAUGUUUUGGUGGCGAACCGGAGAACAUCCUGCUCGUGGGUCACUCCGCUGGAGGAGCAUCGGUUCAUCUGCAGAUGCUACGCGAAGAUUUCAGCCAGUUGGCCAAGGCGGCGAUCUCCUUCAGCGGCAAUGCCCUCGAUCCUUGGGUUGUCCUGCAGGGUGGACGAGGACGUGCCUUUGAGCUGGGACGAAUCGUGGGAUGUGGACUGGCUGCGGACUCGGCAGCCCUCAAAAAGUGUCUCAAAUCUAAGACGGCCAGUGAAAUAGUCACCGCCGUGCGAAGUUUCCUCAUAUUUUCCUACGUGCCCUUUGCCCCAUUUGGACCCGUGGUGGAACCGCUGGAUGCUCCCGAACCCUUCCUCACCCAAGAUCCCCGGGAUGUUAUCAAGAGCGGAAAGUUUGGACAAGUCCCGUGGGCCGUGACCUAUGUCACUGAAGAUGGUGGCUACAAUGCCGCCUUGCUCCUGGAAGAUGCGAACAAAUCGGGAAAGACAUUGCUCGAGGAACUCAACGAUCGCUGGUUUGACUGGGCCCCGUAUUUACUAUUCUACCGGGACUCGAAGAAGACUAUCAAGGAAAUGGACGAUUACUCCCGGAAAAUUAGACAGGAGUAUGUGGGUGAUCUACCAUUUAGCACACAAAACUACUGGGAAUUGCAGCAGCUGUUCACGGAUAUCCUUUUUAAGAACAGCACACAGGAUGCCUUAGAUCUUCAUCGCACAUAUGGAAGUAGUCCUGCCUAUGCGUUUGUUUAUGACAAUCCAGCCGACAGAGGAAUCGCCCAAUUCCUGACCAAGCGAAGGGAUAUUAAUUUCGGGACUGUGCACGGAGACGACUACUUUUUGAUAUUCGAAAACGUUGUACGAGAUGCGCAGUUGCGUCCGGAUGAGGAAAGGAUUUCGAGAAAUUUCAUCAAUAUGCUAGCGGACUUUGCCCUUAGUGACAAAGGCACUCUGACCUUUGGCGAAUGCGUUUUCCAGGAUAAUGUGGGCAGUGAGAAAUUUAAUUUGUUAGCCAUAGAUAGGAAUGGAUGCGAAAAUAAACAGUAUGCUGAAUUUCCCUAGGGUUCUUGGACGAAAUAAAACUGUAAUUGAAUAAAAAGAACUUUUAAAAUAUAUAUAAAAUUGGAAUUCGA